AUGGUGCUGUUCACCUCUGCCACCUGUUUACUCCCCUCCAGGAAACUCUUCUACUCUUCUAGAAGUGACUUAGUCGUCCUCAGGAAACUCUUCUACUCUUCUAGAAGUGACUUAGUCUUCCUCAUGAAACUCUUCUACUCUUCUAGAAGUGUCUUAAUCUUCCUCAGGAAACUCUUCUACUCUUCUAGAAGAAACUCUUCUAGAAGUGACUUAGUCUUCCUCAGGAAACUCUUCUACUCUUCUAGAAGUGUUUUAAUCUUCCUCAGGAAACUCUUCUACUCUUCUAGAAGUGUUUUAAUCUUCCUCAGGAAACUCUUCUACUCUUCUAGAAGUGACUUAGUCUUCCUCAGGAAACUCUUCUACUCUUCUAGAAGUGUUUUAAUCUUCCUCAGGAAACUCUUCUACUCUUCUAAAAGUGUUUUAAUCUUCCUCAGGAAACUCUUCUACUCUUCUAGAAGUGACUUAGUCUUCCUCAGGAAACUCUUCUACUCUUCUAGAAGUGUCUUAAUCUUCCUCAGGAAACUCUUCUACUCUUAUAGAAGUGACUUAGUCUUCCUCAGGAAACUCUUCUACUCUUCUAGAAGUGACUUUGUCUUCCUCAGGAAACUCUUCUACUCUUCUAGAAGUGACUUUGUCUUCCUCAGGAAACUCUUCUACUCUUCUAGAAGUGACUUUGUCUUCCUCAGGAAACUCUUCUACUCUUCUAGAAGUGUCUUAAUCUUCCUCAGGAAACUCUUCUACUCUUAUAGAAGUGACUUAGUCUUCCUCAGGAAACUCUUCUACUCUUCUAGAAGAAACUCUUCUAGAAGUGACUUAGUCUUCCUCUGGAAACUCUUCUACUCUUCUAGAAGUGACUUUGUCUUCCUCAGGAAACUCUUCUACUCUUCUAGAAGUGACUUUGUCUUCCUCAGGAAACUCUUCUACUCUUCUAGAAGUGACUUUGUCUUCCUCAGGAAACUCUUCUACUCUUUUAGAAGUGUCUUAAUCUUCCUCAGGAAACUCUUCUACUCUUAUAGAAGUGACUUAGUCUUCCUCAGGAAACUCUUCUACUCUUCUAGAAGUGACUUAGUCUUCCUCAUGAAACUCUUCUACUCUUCUAGAAGUGUCUUAAUCUUCCUCAGGAAACUCUUCUACUCUUAUAGAAGUGACUUAGUCUUCCUCAGGAAACUCUUCUACUCUUCUAGAAGAAACUCUUCUACUCUUCUAGAAGUGACAGUCGUCCUCAGGAAACUCUUCUACUCUUCUAGAAGUGACUUAGUCUUCCUCAUGAAACUCUUCUACUCUUCUAGAAGUGUCUUAAUCUUCCUCAGGAAACUCUUCUACUCUUAUAGAAGUGACUUAGUCUUCCUCAGGAAACUCUUCUACUCUUCUAGAAGUAUCUUAAUCUUCCUCAGGAAACUCUUCUACUCUUCUAGAAGUGACUUAGUCUUCCUCAGGAAACUCUUCUACUCUUCUAGAAGUGUCUUAAUCUUCCUCAGGAAACUCUUCUACUCUUCUAGAAGUGUCUUAAUCUUCCUCAGGAAACUCUUCUACUCUUCUAGAAGUGACUUAGUCUUCCUCAGGAAACUCUUCUACUCUUCUAGAAGUGUCUUAAUCUUCCUCAGGAAACUCUUCUACUCUUAUAGAAGUGACUUAGUCUUCCUCAGGAAACUCUUCUACUCUUCUAGAAGUGACUUUGUCUUCCUCAGGAAACUCUUCUACUCUUCUAGAAGUGACUUUGUCUUCCUCAGGAAACUCUUCUACUCUUCUAGAAGUGACUUUGUCUUCCUCAGGAAACUAUUCUACUCUUCUAGAAGUGUCUUAAUCUUCCUCAGGAAACUCUUCUACUCUUCUAGAAGUGACUUAGUCUUCCUCAGGAAACUCUUCUACUCUUAUAGAACAGCAUAUGUCCCUGAAGAGGAGAAGGAAGCAGCUCUGCUCGACGAGGACCUGGAUGGAGCAGAAUCCUUCCAGGAAGGGGAGGAGCCCGCCGCCAAGUUCCUCUGUCAUGACAAAGACUUGCUCCUCAAGGACAGGCCGGUGUCGGCCGACUUCCACGACUCUCCCAACACGGCUGACUUUUCUGGUCAGGAGCUGGACAGCGAGUCCCACCUGAGCGAAUCCAGUGACAGGAUGUCGGACUUUGAGAGCCCGCCGCUUAUAACUGAAGACGACCUUCUCCUUUUUAAAGAUCCCUCAAACACUCUUUCCCUGUCGUCGACCUUCAUGGCCGCCGCAGACAAUGAUGCGACACUAAGUGGAGACAAAGCUGUACUUUCCGCCGCUGGGUCUGUGGCUGAUAGCCUGGAAAAGAUGAAGGCAAUUUACACAUCCUUCCUAAAUAAUUCCUACUGGUCUACUCUUAACCUGAAUCUGAGCCAACCGCCGGUAGAGAAACCUCCUCGAAGUCACAGCAACAGCAGUUGCAGCAGCAACAGUAGCUGUGGGAGCGCAGGCUAUGACUGGCACCAGACUGCUAUUGCCAAGACGUUCCAGCAAGCCUCACAGAACCACCAUAACAGACUAGCCAUGGCUCAGCAUCCCGCUGUAGCUGUGUCAACGCCAUCUACAGAACCCAGCCUCUUUAGCACCGUACAGCUGUACCGCCAGAGCUCUAAGUUGUACGGUUCCAUAUUCACUGGUGCUAGUAAAUUCCGCUGCAAGGACUGCAGCGCUGCAUACGACACGCUAGUGGAGCUAACGGUGCACAUGAACGAGACUGGUCACUACAGAGAUGAUAACCACGAGACAGACAGGGAGAACACAAAGCGGUGGUCAAAACCGAGGAAGCGCUCCCUGCUGGAGAUGGAAGGGAAGGAGGAUGCACAGAAAGUUCUGAAGUGCAUGUACUGUGGACACUCAUUUGAAUCCCUUCAGGACUUAAGUGUCCACAUGAUCAAGACCAAACACUACCAAAAAGUGCCUCUGAAAGAGCCUGUGACGCCAGUGGCAGCCAAGAUUUUCUCCUCAGCUCGAAAAAGAACCCCUAUCGAAUUGGACAUACCCAGCUCCCCGGACUCGAAUGGAGAAGCCACACCUAAGCCAACCUCCCUUGCUGAGUCCGACAUGCUCCAGAAGGCCAACAACCAAUACAUCGCAACCAACAACCGCUACGGACAUCAGAAUGGCGCCAGCUACUCCUGGCAGUUCCAGUCCAGGAAGUCACAAAUCCUCAAAUGCAUGGAGUGUGGCAGCUCUCAUGAUACACUGCAAGAACUGACCGCCCACAUGAUGGUGACCGGACACUUCAUCAAAGUCACCAACUCUGCAAUCAAAAAGGGCAAACCUAUUAUAGAGGCUGCCAGUCCAGUGCCAAUAUCUAACUCCACAGCAGAGGAGAAGUUUCAGUCAGUUCCUCUGGCUGCUACAACGUUCUCUCCACCACCUGCCUCUGCACAUCCUCCAGCCAGUAUUUCGCCCAUAGCCAUGGCAGUGGAGAUAAAAACAGAAGACAAGGAAGAGGAAUGCCCUAAUGAAGUUAUCGUCAACAACAGUAAUCAUGUAAGCCGGGACAAAAUGUCAGGAGAUGAAGAUGAGCCUGAGGAGAAGUUUGACAUUUCUUCAAAAUACACAUAUCUGACUGAGGAAGACCUGGAUGACAGUCCCAAAGGAGGUCUAGACAUCCUCAAGUCGUUAGAGAACACAGUGACCUCAGCCAUCAGCAAAGCCCAGAAGGGAGCACCGAGCUGGGGGGGAUAUCCCAGCAUACACGCUGCCUAUCAGCUCCCCAAUAUAAUGAAGUUGUCCCUCGGUAACUCUGGAAAAAAUUUCCCUUUGAAAUUCAUGUUCCCGGGAGUAGAAAUGAUCUCUGCCGCCGCCAAGAGCCAGUCACUGAUUUCGCCACCGAUCUGCCAGAAGUCUCCUCUGUCCAAAAACAACUUCCAUGCCAUGGAGGAGCUAGUCAAGAAAGUGACAGAGAAAGUUGCAAAAGUAGAAGAGAACAUCAGGGAGCCUAGGGCUGUUGUGAGGUCAUCUCCAAUGAGAACCACACCCUCACCCUGCAGCAGUGAGGCAGGGGACGUCAGAGGAGAGUCUCCCAGAGACAAUAAAGCAGAAAGCUGUAAAAUCCCUGGCAGUUUGUUUACAACCAUUCCUGAUGAUGUCUUUGGAACAAAUCACCAAGAAACAAACGAGGAUAGCAGCAUACCAGAAUUCAUGGAGAAUGGUGUAGAAUCGACUGCAACCUCACCCCAGCCGGGAUCAAUAUGCGGCAGCACGGCCGUCAUAACUGACCAUCUGCUGCCAGAGCAGCCAUUCGUCAAUCCUCUGAGCGCGCUGAAGUCAGUCAUGAAUGCACACCUGGGGAAGGCGGCCAAGCCCGCUCUACCCUCUCUCGACCCGAUGAGCAUGUUGUUCAAGAUGAGCAACAAUUUAGCGGAGAAGGCAGCGGUGGCAGCCUCCACCUCGCCUGCACAGACCAAAAAGUCCAGCAGCGACCACCUGGACUGCUACUUUUACCAGCAGCACGCCAGCAACGACCAACCAAUAGAUCUUACCAAAGGCAAGCAUGCUGACAAAAAUGGCAGUUCUAGCAUCUCGGUGUCCCCCUCCUCAACAGUCACCAUUUCCAAAGCUUCAGCUGCCGUCGCUUCGUUCAUGUCCACUUCCCCCCUGAGAGAGAACGCCCUGUCAGACAUUUCUGACAUGCUGAGGAACCUGACAGAGAGCCAGGUGGUCACCAAGGCUUCCACGCCCUUUAGCUCCGACAUUGAAGGUGCUACUCAGGAGGAGGGGGAGGAGAGCUCGCCUGCUCAAAAGCGCAAAGGCCGCCAAUCCAAUUGGAAUCCUCAGCAUCUCCUCAUCCUGCAAGCCCAGUUUGCCUCCAGCCUGAGACAAACAACAGAGAGCAAGUACGUGAUGGCAGACCUCAGCCCACAAGAAAGGAUGCACAUUUCCCGCUUCACUGGACUAUCCAUGACCACAAUAUCCCACUGGUUGGCCAAUGUCAAGUACCAGCUGAGAAGAACCGGUGGCACCAAGUUCUUAAAGAACUUAGAUUCAGGUCAUCCAGUGUUCUUCUGCAGCGACUGUGCCUCACAGAUCCGCUCACCGUCCACCUACGUCAGCCACUUGGAGUCCCACCUUGGCUUCCGACUGAGAGACCUUCCCAAGCUGUCUGGGGAGCAGCUGCUUUGUCAGAUUAACCACCAGCACCAGCGCCACUUCAAAGGACUCUCUGAAAAACUGCUGUCCAGCCUCCACCCUUCCAGCCACCCGCUUCCCUCCUCUUUGCCCUCGUCCCAGACUCCGUCCUUUCCCAUCUCGUUGCCAUCAUCUCUGCCCUCGGCUGACUCGGCCUCGGCCUCCCCCAACAACGACGAGGACGCUGGUGUAGCCGUGCACCAGUGCAAACUCUGCAACCGGACUUUUGCCAGCAAGCAUGCUGUUAAGCUCCACCUGAGCAAGACUCACGGGAAGUCCCCAGAGGACCACCUCAUGUACGUGGGCGAGCUGGACAAGCAGUAGCAAAGGAUUACCGGCUUUAACGUAACGUUACUCGUUCUGAACAGACCAGAAGAGCAACAGAACCACGCAAGGCGACGGUUUGUGGCCGUGGGGAAAGUUUGGGUCUGAGAUAUGAGAUUUGAAGCUUGUAUUUUGUGUAAAUGACAAGUUUGCUAUACCUCCUAUUUCCACAUCAGCAGAAUGUGAGAAAAUGCAUGCAGGCUCGUGUUCGAUUCCCUUCCCCACAAAGAACAAAAAUCAAGGACACUCUGAACAAAUAAAAAUCUUACAUUUGAAAGAAAAAAAUAUUUUACAAAUGUUUCACGAAAAAACAUUUUCAUGAGUAAAUAAGAAAACACGACUAUUUUACUUUUUGAGAAAUGAAACUAAAGUGUAAACUUCUAAGUGUAAGUUCCUGGUCGUAAUAUUACAACGUUAUUGUGGUAAAAGUGUGCGUACUGUGACAAUUGUCCUAUGUUUAGGAUCCACAUCCAUAUUUAGUGUGGCCAGAAGUCUUGAGUUGCUGAAUGUCAUCGGCUUCCGAGUUCUUCUCUGACAAAACAACAACAGCGAAUCACUCACAAGUAUUUCUGUCAAGUCAGCAACAAUCCUGGAAACACAGGAGGUUGUUCCACUCUCAGUAAACUACACAAUGACACAGGAGGUUGUUCCACUCUCAGUAAACUACACAAUGACACAGGAGGUUGUUCCACUCUCAAUAAACUACACAAUGACACAGGAGGUUG
Molecule: messenger RNA, 6170 nt
Organism: Nerophis ophidion (straightnose pipefish)
Lineage: Eukaryota; Metazoa; Chordata; Actinopteri; Syngnathiformes; Syngnathidae
Product: teashirt homolog 3-like
Exons: 6
Coding region: 1-5445 (1814 amino acids)
Biological process (GO): regulation of transcription by RNA polymerase II
Cellular component (GO): nucleus
Molecular function (GO): DNA-binding transcription factor activity, RNA polymerase II-specific; DNA binding
Source: RefSeq, a predicted model, not a curated record